AUGGCACAGAUAGAGUCGUUUGGCCCGAGGGUGACCAGCGUAAGCUUUCCCUGGCCUCCUGAGGUGUCCGGUUUGGAGCGCAUCGUGCUUUCUGCGCAAGGGGAUUUGCAGCGCAUCCUUAGCGCAUUCUUUGCUCGUCCAAUCUCUGUUGAGACGGCCUUCGCCCAAACAUAUACCCAGAUGACCCUCGAUGACCCUCGCGUGCCUCUUCCUGAGCCGAGUGACGAGGCCCUGUCCAAUAUAUCCCCCAGUAGUCCUAUAUCACAGACCCGGCAGGUUCACCUCCAGUGCGCCGACAGAACAGUGUGCACAGCAACCUCAACCGUCAGGAUCUCCUCCUCACGGCAUGCCCACCUCUUCCUGGUAGAGAAGUACGCGAUUGGACAAAUGUUUCGCAAGUUGGGAACGAUACCACAAUUCGAGCUGGUCGAAGUUGGGAUUGGCUCCCCUGAUAUUUCGCUGCCGGAAGGCAAGAGUACGGACGCGCACGCGACAGCGCAGCCACUUUGGAGGAGAUACAGGCUAUCAAUCCCCGACUUCGAAUGCGAGAUCGUAGAGGUCUUCCCCUGCCGCGAUAUGUUUACCCAUGGAGACGAAUGGCUGCUAGAUGAUCGUGUUGAAGCGCGCCAACCCCCCGUAUCAUCAGGAACACAGCUGAGUACAUCACAGACAGUAGAUCCCUGCCGGUCGUCGCCGAUGCUCGUUCUUUCCGUUGGCACUGGCUUUUUCCUGAUGCUGGCCUUGCAAAUCUUCCUGAUUUCCACUGGUCGUUUAUAUUGUUGA
Molecule: messenger RNA, 783 nt
Organism: Pleurotus ostreatus (oyster mushroom)
Lineage: Eukaryota; Fungi; Basidiomycota; Agaricomycetes; Agaricales; Pleurotaceae
Exons: 3
Coding region: 1-783 (260 amino acids)
Source: RefSeq, a predicted model, not a curated record